This is a messenger RNA of Ornithodoros turicata, 1522 nucleotides long. RefSeq lists its product as uncharacterized. The transcript is spliced from 10 exons. The coding region runs from base 61 to 1452 and encodes 463 amino acids. NCBI's taxonomy places the organism in Eukaryota, Metazoa, Arthropoda, Arachnida, Ixodida, Argasidae. The record is from RefSeq and is a predicted model, not a curated record.
CUGCUCGUGUUGGAACGCUACGCAUGCAUUUCAGCGUCGUGUGACAUCGCAUGUCGACGAAUGGCCUCAGUGUCGUGCUUAGUUGUCGUGCAAAGCGCUGAUAUAGCGCGGAAGUUAACGUUGCAGGACCCGCGCCUCUCUGUUCUGAAAGACGCUGUUCGGGCGUGCAGUCUCUUGUCAUCGACAGUGAACGCUGACAAGGACAGAUUUCAGAUUUUUGACGAAGCCUUCAACCGAAACAUCGACCUUGCAGACGACGAUGUUAUACCCGACAAGGCACAAAUAUAUGUGAUCACAACAGAGAGGCCAGUGCCACCACAUUUGGUUUCCUCAGAACCAAACGAAAAUAUUCAGGCCUCUAGUCUGGCACAGAGCCACAGCGGUGACAACGACGACGAUCGGGAUGGAAGAGGGUAUGCAGCUCCGGACUUCUCCAGAUUAAACAUAAAGCUUGGAGAACCGAUACUAACACCAUCUGUGCACCGAAAAAUUGUAGAGGCGCUCUACCAAUCUAUGAUCUGCUGCACAAUAUACCCUACUGCGAAGUUUUACGCAAAAGUUGCCGCCUUGCUUGUCUCAGAGUAUGGUACUUUGGCUGACUCCAGUGGCAGUGGCUAUGAAAAUACAGACAGCAUACUCAAUACAUCAAAUGCUCAGGGCAACGAAGCAUGGCUUUUGAAUGAAUAUAUGAAACAAAAACCAGAUGUCCCUCAGAUGCUCGUACGUUUGAGAGACACUUUCCAAGAUAGGACGAGGAAAAUGAAAGCCAACCGGGUUUUAUGCUCUGUAAAGGAAUUCCCUUACGUCAUGGAUUUCAAAAUGUUCAUGCAUGAAUUUGAACUUUUGACACGAAGAGAUGCUGCAAAGGCAGUAGAGGCUGGAAUACUGAAAGUGCUGAGCAUUGCAUCAAAGAAGGAACUACGCUGUCCGCAGGAGAUUAGAAUGGAAAUCCUUGAGCUUGACAGGUUCCAGGGCUGUGACAGACGUAAGAGGCAUCUGCAAGCUUUGCUGGCCACAAAGACCCUCUGUGACAUUUUCAAGGAGAAGAAAGCCAUGGGGAGCUUGUUCGUCCAUGAGUCGUCUGAGAAGAUGCCACCAACACCGCACAUCUCCUACACUGGGUCCUCAUUAGAAGACGCUCAAAUACUCAAGCUUGUCGUGGAGCACAGCCCACUCUAUCAUGUUGUUGAAGGCAUGGAGGGACUGGCAAGCAUUUUGGCUGCAUACUGGGUGUUCAAUGCAUCAUAUAGCUUUCAUCAUCACAAGACGAUUUUUUUUUUGAACACAUUGUCGGAUUACAGGGCACACCUCUCAGUGCACCUGUGGCAUCAUUUUGUAAAAAAUAUGGAUUGCAUGGUGUUUCACAGUCAACAUAGUUUGGUGAUCCACACGAAAAGGCGUCAAGUUAGCAGGACAAGGUUUGCAAAGCAGUAUUCCUGUUCCCGUGUCUAGCGUUAGAGUGCUUGUGAUACAAGUUGUCAUACCAUAAAAAACAACUCUCUGUUACUCAACAUUUUUUUAA